This is a messenger RNA of Ylistrum balloti, 483 nucleotides long. RefSeq lists its product as uncharacterized. The transcript has 3 exons. The coding region runs from base 1 to 483 and encodes 160 amino acids. NCBI's taxonomy places the organism in Eukaryota, Metazoa, Mollusca, Bivalvia, Pectinida, Pectinidae. The record is from RefSeq and is a predicted model, not a curated record.
AUGAGUACGAAACGGUUAAUUUGUAAAGUCGUGACGAUUGCCAUACUGGUGUUGUUGCUAGGGAAACCGGAUCUGUCAUCGGCAGCUCUCUGUAAGGAUGUCCUGUAUUUAGAGGAAUGUGACACGUGGCUAUCUGGAAGUGGUAUCAUACUGUUGGAACCUAUCUGUAGUAAUGGUACUAUCCACUGGCAUAAUUGUCAACACAACAACAUCACGCUCAACAUGCAAAAGCAAGAAAUGUUCCGGAUGUGCUUUUUAUUGGACAAAAUUCCAUACAACAUCAUAGACAUGACAAACAGCCGCAAUGUUCCGAAAAAACCUCCAAAGAAAGAUAAACCGAGCUGUGUGUUGUCCCGGCGAACCAACAACAAAAAGGAAUCAUUGGAACUGAGAUUCAAACCAUCUUCGCGAGGGUCACAGUUCCUCACCAAUAUCCCAUUCACUGUCGAGAGAGUCUCUUUGCCAAAGCUCCCGUAUGGUUAA